Molecule: messenger RNA, 5920 nt
Organism: Tetrahymena thermophila SB210
Lineage: Eukaryota; Ciliophora; Oligohymenophorea; Hymenostomatida; Tetrahymenidae
Product: calcium-activated chloride channel protein
Exons: 12
Biological process (GO): chloride transmembrane transport
Molecular function (GO): protein binding; chloride channel activity; zinc ion binding
Source: RefSeq, a predicted model, not a curated record
CCAUAAACAAUUAAACAGUCAAAGAUUUUUUUAAAAGUUUUAUCAAAAUCCUUUUAAGAGUUAGGAAUAGCAAUUUUGUAAAACUCAAAGGCUUCCUAGAAUUUUAGAAUUUAUCCUCAAUAAUUUUUAUAUUAUAUAACAUUACAAUACGCUCAGGUUUAGAUCAAAAAUAUUUAAUGAAAAAGUCUUCUGUAGUUCCAUAAAAUAAAAAAGUUUCUUAGUUUGCUUAAUAAAGCUAAAAAGAUCAUGACGAUGAAAGAUAAAAUAUUCUUAAAUAGCAAUCUUCAAUCAAGUCCGACUCUAAUUCUGCAGCUUCUAUAAUUUAAAAUCAAUAAGAUUAGUAAAUAAAUGCUAAUUAUUAAGCUAAUUCAUAAGAAUAUAUUGAUGUCAUGAAACAACAAGAGCAAAUUCUUAUACAAAAGGGUAUAAGUUCUCCACAUAAAGAUAUUAGAAGAGAUUCAAUUGAUUCAAAAAUGUCAGAGAGUUUUAUUGAUAGCGAAGCAAAUAGUGAUAGCGAUAAAGAUAGUGGUGAUGAAAAUAGUUUAUUUGGUACACCUGAACAAAAUGAUUUAAAAAAAGACUUUAGUAUGCCACCUGAACUUAAAUUAGACUCAGAUUAAAAAUAAAGCAUUGAAAAAGAAAAAUAAAGUCAUGAUUAAGGAGUUUAAGAGCUAGUUUUGAAGAAAGAAUAAAGUAAAAAAAGUUUAAAACAAAAAAAAGACUCAACAAAUACAAAGAGUAAACCCUUGAAAAAAAACAAUAAGAAAUCAAAUAAAUAGAAAUAAGACUAUUAAGAUGAUGAUUUUACUUUAACUAAUUAGGUUGGUAGAAAUAUACUUCAUAGGUAGUGUCUCAAAUAGAAUGUGGAAAUGAUCUAAGAUUUGUUAGUUUAAUAUAAAAAACUUAAAGAAUUAGAAUAUUUGAAAUAAUAGAAAUAACAAUAAUAAUAAUUUGAUGUUAUAGAAUUGUCACCAGAUUAAGCUCUUUAAGAAUAUAUAAAUCAAUUAGAUAAUUUUGGGAAUUCUCCUCUAAUCUUAUGUUGUAUACAAUAAUUUGAUGAUGAAGUUAACUAUAGGUAUGAAUGUCUUAAACUACUUUUAGAAGCUGGUGCAGAUGUUAAUCAUCGUAACCCCAGAACACUUUGGUCUGCCCUACAUUGGUCUGCUCAUUAUGGUGAUGACAAAAGUAUUUAGCUUCUUUUGACUUUCUAAAGUAAGGAUUUAAAAAUCCAGACUCCUUUAUUGCAACCACUCAAUUUAAAUUAAAACUACUAAUUUAAUAAAACAUACCAGUGUUUUCCAGAUUAGCAAGGUCUUUUCCCUCUAGACUUAGCUGGAAUAUCAGGUAACUAAGAUGCUGUAAAUAUUUUGCUUGAAAAUCUCGUUUAGGAUAUGAAAGAAGUAGAGAAAAUUCAACAAAAUUAAAUUCUCUUAGAAGAUGAAAUGUUAUUUUAUCAAAGCAAUCUUGAUUAAAAGUUUAUGAGACAGUAAAGAGUUAAAUAUUUGAAGUCGCCUCUCUUGAAAUCUCGCUUUUUGUACUGGGCAGCCUAUUAUCCGGGAUAAAAGUCUAAAGCAUUUAUCACUGCUGCUUUUGGUUUCACUUAAAUCUACGUAAUGGCAAGGCUACCUCAUUAAUCAUUAAUGACACCUUUACAUGCAGCUGCAAAGAAUAAAAAUUUAGAUGCUUUAAAUAUUCUUGCUGAUAAUAUUAGAUAUCAAAAUAUUAGGGAACUAAAGGAUUGGAUAAAAAGAGAGUAUGAAAAAAGAUUACCAUAAGAGUUUUUCUUCUCUAAAUACUAAAAUUCUGUGCUUUAAAUGAUUCCAGAAGAAGAUCGUUUAUACAAACCUUCGUUUGUUAAUUAAAUAAAAAAAUUUGCCUAGUGGGAACAUGAAUUUAUAAUGAGCUACCGUAAGUAUGAGUAGGAUGAAACAAAAUAUACAUAUAUUGAUUAGAAAGAUGCCUUUGGAAAUACAGCUUUGCAUCUAGCUUCUAUUAACGGAUUUGAUGAAGGAGUUGUAAAACUUCUUAAUUGUGGAGCAGAUAUGGAAACUGGUAACAAAGAGGGGUGGAGACCAAGAGAAUUAGUAUAGUUUUAAACUAUUAGGCAAAUUUAUUACUAAGCUUUAGAAAAAAAUUAAGGUUUAUCCCUUCAGCUUAAAAACAUGAAUAAAUAGCUUCAGCAAACGAUUAAAAAAUAUAAAGUAAUUGUAGAAGAUUAAAUUGAUAAUGCUAAUAAAAAAAGAGAGAAAGAUCUAUUUGCAUAUGGCACUAAGCUCUUUUUACCAGAUUUUGUAAUUGUUUUCUCAUUAGGAUCAGAUCCUUAAAAAGCCAAAAAUAACUAAAAUAGAAUGAACUUCUAAAUUGGUAUUUUGAGAAGAUCAAAGUUUAAUGUUUAUCUCUUAGAGUCCGUCUAUCCUGACAGAUAUUAUUUAUUAAUAGGAAUGCCAGAAAGAUAUUUGUAACAGGCUUGUAAAGAAAAUAAAAUGCAAAUGAAACUAAUAGACUCAUAUGAUUAUGAACCAUAUAGCUUGGAUCAAGUUACAAAAUUUGAGCCUUUUCGUUCAAAGCAGAGACAAGAAAUUAUAGAAAUGCAACUCAAUAAAAUUAUAAACCUUUAAGACUUAAAAUCUCAAGGAUUAAUAACAUAAUAUUAUAAAAUGCACACAUAUGGAGGUAUAUCUAGAAUUAAACACUAAUGGGUUGAUGACACUAAUUGGUACUGGCCUCAGCCUUUAAAUUAGAUGGAUGACUAUUUGCUUGAAGACAAAACUUAAAACUUUACUUCGGUAACGCUUCUAAGACAAUACUUUGGAGAAAAAAUAGCUUUCUUUUUUGGAUGGAAAAGUUUUAUCACCUGCUUUAUGACUUUAAUUGCUGUUCCUGGUCUAGCCCUUUAAAUUUAUGUAAUACUACAAGAUUCUGACGACUACAAUAACUAUUUAGUUUCUUUUUAUGUACUUUAUGUUAUGAUUUGGUCAACUAUUAUUGUCGAGUUUUGGAAAAGAAAAACAUCUGAAAUAAAUUAUAGAUGGGGUACUUUGGAUAUGAUGAACAAUCCUGACAUUCUAAAUAAAACUCUAAAAGAAGAUUUUAUUGGUGAUGAAUGCAUAUCUACUGUCACAGGAGGUUUAACUAAAUACUAAAAGAAAUCAAGAACAAUAAUUAAAUUUUUAAUCUCAAUGCCUAUUUUGUUUGGCUUAAUGGCUUUGGUUGUCUAUAUAUUUAUUGCUAUCGAUGAUUUUAAACAAAAAUACACAUCUCCUGAUUCAACAGAUUUUUAAAAUAAUUUGUACAAAGCUAUAGCCGGUGCUUUACAAGGUGUUGGAAUUUAAGUUUUAAACUUUAUUUAUACAUAUUUGGCAAGAUAUUUUGCUCAAUAAGAAAAUCAUAAAUAUAUUUUCCAAUAUGAAAGAUCAAUUAUUUAUAAGCUUAUGUCAUUUAAAGUACUGAAUAGUUAUUUUGCACUAUUUUACAUUGCUUAUAUUUAAAAAGAUUCUAAUUUUUAGACUCUUUUUUAUAUGCUCCUACCAAUUAUGCUCAUCAAAUAAAUUAAUUACACCAUAUUAAAUGUGUGGCUACCUAUUUUCUUGUAUAAUAGAGCAGAAAAGAAUUAUUUUAAGCAAGUAAACAAAAAAAUUAUGGAUCACGAAAAUAUUUAAGGUUAAGUUAUGCCAGAAAAAAGAAAAGAAAAUUAGGAUAUAAUUGAGCAAUACUGGAACGAUAUUUCAAAAGAAGAUAUGAAAAACCUUUCAAGAGCAGUCAUUUCUUUGCAGGAAGGUGAAGAAGUAAAAGGUGAUAAAAACGAUCCUAAUCCUACAAUUAAAUUAAUUAAAUACAUUGACGUAGAUUCAAUCGAGUUAAAUUCUCUAAGGCAAGAAUUCUUAGAUACCGUUAAUUUCUAUGCUGAUGGGUUUAUUGAUUUAGGCUAUAUUACUUUAUUUGCUUCAGCGUUCCCAAUAGGUCCUUUCGUUGCAUUAAUCAUGAAUUCUUUAGAAAUUAGAAAUAAAUUAAAUGUAUUUAUGUAUAUCCUCAAGCGUCCUACAUGUUAAAGAUGUGCUGGAAUUGGUGAUUGGCUCUUUAUUUGGGAAACAUUUUCAUUCGUCUCAGUGAUUACAAAUAUAGGCUUGCUCUACUAUAAAGAUUAGAAACUGAUAGAUUUAUUUUUGGAUCCUAAUUAAUAUAGUACAUCAGAAUUCUAAACCAUUAAAGUUUGGUUAUAUAUUUGUCUUGGUAUUGCCAUAGUAAUAUUGAAGUAUAUAUUCCAAGAGCUUAUUUAAGAUAAGCCAGAAUGGAUUAUGAGAGAAGAAGAGAGAUGGGCUUACUUAGAAUAAAUCCAAAAAGAGUAAGAUGAAAAAUUACUUCAAAAUCAUAAGAAAAUAAAAGAUGAAGAAGAUAAAAAGAAAAAAAUUGAAAUAAAUCAGAUUAAAAAAAGAUAUGAAGAUAAAAUAGCUGAAAAAGAUGAAGCUUUAUUAGAUUUAUAGGAUGAAGUUAAAUACUAUAAAGAGGCAUGUCCUCCAGAAGCAAUACAAAAGAGACUGAAUAAGGAUUAAAAAUUGAAUGGUAAUCAAAGUCAAAUUGGUAAAAGUAAUCUCUUUAAGGCAAAAUCUGAGUAUGAAUUAAAGGAAUUUGGAGUUUUUAGAAGUACUUAUAUUAAAAUUGAAAGAGAGUUGCUCAUUCAAAGAAUGAAAUAAAUUGAAAGCUUAAAUGUAGGAACAAUCAUGAUAUGCAAUGAAUGUGGUAAAAAAUUAUCUGUUUUCGAAUGCAUAGAAUGCGAUUUAACCUUCUGUAAAUCUUGUUUUGACGAAUACCAUAACUUUAUUCAAAAAAAUGACCAUCAAAUACACCUUCUAAAUAUAAAACAUGAAGAUUAGCAACUCUAUUCAAAAUACAACAUAUUACAUAUAAAUGGUGAAAAUAGUUACCUUUUAGAAGAAAAUAGAUUAGAAAGUUAAACCAGAUAAAAAUAAUUGAUAAGUAAGGUUAAAUCACAAUAAUAAGGAAAAAAUAAUGUAAACAAGACCUUAGGAGAUGAGAAUUGGAGGAAACUUGAAUAUUUUGUUUUACCAACUUAUGAGAAAAGUCCAUAAUUUUCGUAGCUUAAGGAGAUUUUUGAUUUGUUUAAAUCUGAAUACAUUGAUAAUAACGGAAUUGAUGGUACUAAUGAAACAAUAGAUUUUACAAAGGUAUUUAAACUAAAAGAAAAGCCUGAAUCUAAAGGAAAAUUCAUAUUGUAAGAAAGCAGAUAAUUCAGGACAAUUUUAAACAUGACAGAGUUCAAUAUAGAGGAAAAAUUAUUUUUAAAUAGAAUUGCUUUCCUUGUUUUUAAAAGAUACAGAUAAAAGGUCACCUUUAAAAACUUUUAUAGUCUUUGCAAAAUACUUCAAGAAGGCUAUUCUGAGCAAAAGUUUAUCUUACUUUUAGAUUUUAUAGACGAGGACGAUAGCUAAGAAAUUGAUAAAGAUGAAAUUAAGAAAAUAUUUUAUACCAGUUUCCUUUAAACUUGUGAAGAUUAAAAGAAAAUUGACCCUAUCAUUGAUAACUUAUUUGCAUCGUCAUUUAAUGGUAGUAUGAGUAAGUUAGAAAUCGGAAAGAGAUUUAUAUAUUCAUAAGAAUAGAAUCCUAUGCUUUACUCAUUUUUGGUCUCAUUAGUCUAAGAUAGAAAGAAUUGAAUAAAUAAUAUAAUAAAAUAAAGAAUAAUUUUGAAAAUAUAAAAUAAUAAGAUUAAUUUAAUUAUAAUCUAUUGAUAAACAUUUAAUUUUCUAGAAAUUAAUCAUUAAAAAUCCAAGAUUAAAAUAAUAACUAAGCAUUAAAUUAUAUUUCUAUUUUUUGUUUGUUUGUUUUUUAUAAACUAAAAUAUUUAAAGUGAGUUAAUUCAAUAAAAUAUUUUAAUUAAAAAUUUAUUUUGUUAAAAUGUGGUAAG